UUUCCGUCAGUAUUGGAUAACGAUGACAGAUUGUUAAGCGUCCGGCGUUGUGUAUUUUUGCUAUUUUUUUGUAAUUAUUAAAAAAAUGUUUUAUCAUAUAUCACUGGAGCAUGAGAUUCUACUGCAUCCUCGCUACUUUGGACCGCAGCUGCUGGAGACGGUGAAGCAGAAAUUGUACUCGGAAGUGGAGGGAACCUGCACGGGCAAAUAUGGUUUUGUGAUUGCUGUCACGACCAUAGAUCAGAUCGGAUCUGGUGUCAUCCAGCCCGGACAGGGCUUUGUGGUGUACCCCGUCAAGUACAAGGCCAUUGUGUUUCGUCCCUUCAAGGGAGAAGUGCUGGAUGCAGUGGUAAAGCAGAUCAACAAAGUCGGGAUGUUUGCCGAAAUAGGACCACUGUCUUGUUUUAUAUCGCAUCAUUCUAUUCCCGCUGAUAUGCAAUUCUGUCCGAAUGGAAAUCCGCCCUGCUACAAGAGCAAAGACGAGGAUGUGGUCAUCUCGGGAGAGGACAAAAUACGUCUCAAGAUUGUGGGCACACGUGUGGAUGCCACAGGCAUAUUUGCCAUUGGCACUCUGAUGGAUGAUUAUUUGGGUCUCGUUUGCAACUAGGCAGGAAGUCAUCCCUUUUGUUGAUGUACAAUUUAAUUAUAUAUAUAUAUAUUAAACUUUAAUGAAAUGCAUUUAGACAGCUAAAUAUCUAUGUGUAUAUA
Drosophila subobscura is the source of this 708-nucleotide messenger RNA. RefSeq names its product DNA-directed RNA polymerase II subunit RPB7 (gene Rpb7). Bases 86 to 607 code for a protein of 173 amino acids. Gene Ontology annotation, cellular component: RNA polymerase II, core complex; P-body. Gene Ontology annotation, biological process: transcription initiation at RNA polymerase II promoter; positive regulation of nuclear-transcribed mRNA poly(A) tail shortening; positive regulation of translational initiation. Lineage: Eukaryota; Metazoa; Arthropoda; Insecta; Diptera; Drosophilidae. The transcript has 4 exons. The record is from RefSeq and is a predicted model, not a curated record. Gene Ontology annotation, molecular function: translation initiation factor binding; single-stranded DNA binding; single-stranded RNA binding.